This is a messenger RNA of Vicia faba (fava bean), 1050 nucleotides long. Lineage: Eukaryota; Viridiplantae; Streptophyta; Magnoliopsida; Fabales; Fabaceae. The record is from the annotation of a GenBank genome assembly.
AUGAAUUCUCAUUCCGUUACUAACCUCCGUCACUCCAACCUCUCACUCCAUCCCAACCGUUCAUCAUUCCCAUCUCCGUUAUCACCGUCCCUCUCCUUCAUCUCCCUCCCACCACCGCCGUCGUUUAAGUUCCAACCUAUCAAAGCCUCAUCCUCUCCAAACGACCCUGCGUUUCACCGACCUUCCUUACCAAACCCAUUCCAAACCCUAACCUCUCUCUUCUCCCCCGUCGUCGAAACCACCUGCAUCAUCCUCGCCGCUACCGCCUUUUUCUUCAUGCGCUUCCACCACACUCCCGUCAUCGCCGCUACCCUCGCCACUCCGGCAACCGUUGAGACCUCAGCUGAAAACGAAGAAGAAGCGGAGAAGGUUAUCGAAGAGCGGUUGAGCGUAAAUCCAAACGACGCGGAAGCUCUGCGUGCUCUCAUGGAAGUCAAAAUCAAAGCACGGAAGGUCGAUGAAGCUAUUAAUGUCAUCAACCGUUUGAUUGAGAUUGAACCUGAAGAAAUGGAGUGGCCUCUAUUGAAAGCUAACAUGUAUAUCUACAACGACGACCAUGAAACUGCGAAAAAACUGUUCGAAGAGAUUCUGCAGAGAGAUCCGCUUCGAGUUGAAGCUUUUCACGGUCUCGUGAUGGCGUCAUCGGAGUCGUCGGAGUCUAAUGAACUGUCUAAUGAACCAAUGAAAGGAUUGUUGCAGAGGGUUGAGAAAGCACUGGAAUUGUGCAAGAAGCAGAAGAGGGUUUCAGAUGUUAGAGAUUUUAGGUUAUUGGUUGCUCAGAUUAAGGUGAUGGAAGGGAAUUUCUCUGAAGCACUCAAAGCCUAUCAGGAGCUUGUAAAAGAAGAACCGAGAGACUUCAGGCCUUAUCUGUGUCAGGGUAUUAUUUAUACCUUGCUUAGGAAGAAAGAUGAAGCUGAAAAGCAAUUCGAUCAGUUUCGGAGGCUUAUUCCCAAGAAUCAUCCUUAUAAAGAGUAUUUUGAUGAUAACAUGUAUGGCACCAAUUUUUUCGCGCAGAAAUUCGAGAGGGAAGGAGCUGGUGCUAGGAGUUGA